AUGAAGAUCCGGCGUGAUAGAGAAGCAGGACGACUAUGGGUUUCUCAAGAAAAGUAUAUUGAGAAAGUUUUUCCGGCAUACUAUGUUGAUCAGUCCAAACUGAUGAAGAGGGUAUUGAAGAUAUCUAUGGAAGAGUUGAAGAUUAAAGACGAGCUGGAAUUGAAAGUGGAGGAGGAUUUGGAGGAAGAGAUCAAAGAUGGAAUAUACAGUCUUGCCCUAAAAUUGCAUAGGUUGUAUCAACACAAGAAGAAAAGAGCCAUGAAGUUGGAUGAUCCGAAAAAACAAGUGUCGGAGGUUAACAUAAAUAUCAAAAUGCAAGGCGGAACGACAAUUGAGAUUAAAGAGAUGAAGAGAGGCGGUGGUGAAGGGAGGUCGUGCCUUUCCCCUAUCCCCACACAAAAUCCAAAUCCGCCUCCUACGCAUCGUCCCAUAAAAUUUGAUUGGAGUAGGAGUCUCCGGUCAAGCUCUAACAUGACCAAUGUUUAUCAAGGAAUCAAGAGUGGUCCGAACUCGAAUUCAAACUCCAUGAGAAUGGAGGGAAACCAAAAACACUGUAAGAAAGAUAAGUCAAGUGAUUUAGAUACCAAGACGACAUUGGAAAAGUUGGAGUUGGGAUGGAAAUACUAGAUUUUUUUCCUUUUUUUUUUUUUUUUUUUGGGUAUGUCGGGUAAUAAAUUAUUUUCAACUUCAUUGACAUGAUUUAAGUGUGAUUACUUUUUGUUUUGUUUUGGUAUUGUUUUGU
Messenger RNA from Andrographis paniculata, 742 nucleotides. RefSeq lists its product as uncharacterized. The record is from RefSeq and is a predicted model, not a curated record. Bases 1 to 627 code for a protein of 208 amino acids. The transcript has 3 exons. Lineage: Eukaryota; Viridiplantae; Streptophyta; Magnoliopsida; Lamiales; Acanthaceae.